GGAAACCACCUUGCUCUUCGUACCAACCCAUAACCCUAACCAUCCUCAAUCUCGUGUUCACGCCUGUAAUGUCCCUGAGCCGGCGAGCAAGCAUGGAGCUUUAGGAUAUUCUCUAAGAUAUUCUCUUAACGUUACCCGGAUAAGUGUUUAGCUGGUCCACGCCAUUCCGUAUAGCCUAAAAAGACCGAAUUAGAUGGCUCUGUUUGCGUGAGCUGAUUCCGCGGCUGGAGCUAGUAUACCUGAUAUUGGCCGCGAUACAGGCACAACCUCUUAUGAGAACGUCCCGUCGCUGUGUUCCUGCAAGUGUGAACAUUGGAGAAAUGAGUCCUAGACAGCAGGGGUUGGGAGCGGGAAAGGAACCCAUUCAGAGAGGCGAUCCGCUUGAGCGAGGCAACGGAGGGCAAGAUAAAGCGAGAGGGAGCGCUGAACGGGCAGGCGGAAACAUCAACGGGCAGCAGGAACGCGGCGAGGAACGCAGCGAGGAACGCGGCGAGGAAAGGUGGACUAGUAGUACGGUUAUCGGCGAACCCGCCGGCGAGGUGGAGCGGAUUCGACGGCGGCUGAAGGAAGCACGCGAGGAAAGGGGUGCUAGUGUCAGCGGUGCGGCUAAUGGCGAGGCUGGCGAGGUAGAGCGGAUUCGACGGCGGCUGAAGGAAUGGGAGCGGGGAUUCGCCGCGUCGCACGGCCGCGCUCCGUCGCGCGCUGACGUGGAGGGCGAUCCGGGCGUAGUUGAGCUGUAUGGGAAGUACGCUCGGCUGAAGGAACGGGAGAGGAGAAAGCGGAAGAGGAGCCAUGAAGGUGCCGCUGCUGGUGGCGCUACUGCUAAAUGUGCUACUAUCGAAGGUGCCGGUAUCGAAGCUGCUGUUGCUGUUGAAUGUCUGGAGAGGGCAAGGCAACAACGGGGUGGCAGAGAGGGCAAGGCAGAGCAGAGACGGAACGGUGUCAAGGAUGUACAAGAGGAUGAUAGAAUUGGUAACAGGAAAUCCAAUAGGGAGGAUGGAGAGCGUUCGGGCAAAGCCAGGCUGGCCUCUAACUCCCGGAUAGACCUAUCUGCCCCUCUGUCGGACCUAGGAGUGUGGCAGAGCAGCAGGCAGUUCAGUCUUGUUGUGUGCGGCGGAGGGGGAGGAGGGGUGGGGGGUGCAGGAAGGGGAGGGUUACAAGGAGCCGGGUUAGGGUUACCAUCAACGGAGCGAGCGCAGGCGCCAGUACCAGCAGGUGCUGCAGGUUGUGCGGGUGAGAAGCAGCUGUCAGAGGGUGAGGCACAGAGGGUGCAGGGGCAGUGCGGACAGGAGGGGCUGGGCGGGGGGCGGAGGGGGCGGGCAGAGCAGCAGGUGGGGGGAAGCGAGAGGGGAAGGUUGAACCGGGGCGAGGAGGUGGGGAGAGUGGAUGGUGGUGAGGAUGGUGGGGGUGGUGGGGGUGGUGGGGGUGGUGCGGCUGGUGGGGAUGGUGGGGAUGGUGGGGGUGGUGUGUGGGCGAGAGGGGAAGGAGAGGCAGGGGCAGGUGACGAAGCAGGGAUGGGUUACUUUGGACCAACUGCGGUCCCUGUUCGUCCUGUGGGCAUGCUUGGCUGUGUUGCGCCCUCGAGCCUGCUUGUAACGAGGAUAGGUAGAGGGGGAGGGAGGUGGGGAGCUGAAUGCAGAGCUGCUGAGUUGGCAUGUGGGGGUUGGCUGCAGGAGACGGCUGACAUGGAACCUGUAGCAGCUGAGGCGGCGCUAAGGGAAGCUGAUGUGGCACAGAGAGGGGCUGACGUGUUGCAGGGAAGUGCUGACGUGGAUGUAACACGAUUGGUGGAUGCUGAAGCCGCAGAAGAAGCAGUGAAUCCAAGAGGGCUUUGCUCAAAGCCACCAGUAAGAGCUGCAGAACGGGCAGAAGGUGCCGAAUGGGCAGACGGUGCAGAAGGUGCCGCAUUAAGCGCAGGAGCAGGUGAAUUGCGAGGCGAAGCUAUGCCAGAAGCAGAAGAGUUGAAUGAAGGACCACCCACAGCAGCAGCAGCGCCAGGUCUAGCAGCAGCAGUACCAACACCAUCAGGAGCAAUGGAAGCACCAACAGCACUCGCACAGCCGCCACCGUCAGCAGCAGAACCAGCAGCAGCAGACCCAGCAGCAGCAGCAGCAGCAGCAGCAGCAGCAGCAGCAGCAGCAGCAGCAGCACCACCGCCACCAGCGGCACCACCACCAUCACCUCCAGCAGCAGCAGCAGCAGUACCACCACCACCACCACCAGCGGCAUCACCACCAUCACCUCCAGCAGCAGCAGCAGCAUCAGAAGCAUCAGAAGCAGCUGAUGUGAACCGCAUGACAGUGAUGCAGCUGAGGGCCGCCCUCCUGGCCAAUGGGCUGCGGACGUCUGGCAGAAAGGCAGAGCUGGUGAGCCGACUAGCAGAGGCUGGUGGGUGUGUGACUGGGGAAAGAAGUGUGGGCGAGAAAAGUGUGGGGGAGGUGAGUGUGGGUGAGAGGAGUAUGGGUGGGAGAAAGUGUCGAAGAAACAAGGGUGGGAGAGGUAUGGGGAGGGCAGGGGGGCAGCGGAGGAGGCAGGUGGUGAGGGUGAAGGGGAGGCGACGAGUCAGAGCUCCAGAGGGUGAUACUGAUGGUCAUGAUGAUGAUGAUGGUGGUGAUGAUGAUGAUGGUGAUGGUGGUGGUGAUGGUGAUGGUGAUGGUGGUGGUGAUGAUGGUGAUGGGGUUGUUGAUGGGGAUGGUGGUGAUGCUGGUGCUGGCGUUGAUAGCAGUAAAAGGGACCCAAUGAGGCGCCCUACUGAAGGAGAUGCGAAAACAAUGCAACGGGUUGGCGAGACGACGGCACUCGCAGGCUCCCAUGGUAGGGAAUGCAGGGAUGGGCCGGGAAAGACGGCUGGGACGAGGGUCACACGUCUAGCUGCUCGGGUAGCAAGGGAUUCGUUGAGGGAAAGGGAGCAAGGGGCGAAGGAUGGGGCGAAGGAGGAUGAACGAGGAGCGAAGGAGGAGGGGGAGAGGGGGAGUGGGAGUGAAGGGAAGGAGAGGAGUGAGGAUGCGAGUGAGGAGAGUGAGGGGGAGAGCGGGAGUGAGAGUGGUUCGGAUUGGGCAGAGGAGAGAAGGGGGGUGAGCAGCAGUAGCGAGAGUGAGGAGGAGGGGGUGGGAGAGGAGGAGGAGAAGGGGGGGGAGGAGGAGGAAAGGUGCAGGGUCACAAACAAGACAGUUACAGUGAAUACAGUCACACGUGAGGGCAGAGGUUCGGGUAAGGCUCGGUGUAACGCACGCAAAGCGAAGGGGGGAGUUGGUGGGAGAAGACAAGAGACGGGACAGAAACGAGAGGAUCGAAAACCGAAGAAUGAACAGAGUGGUGAUGCCGCUGUUGUUGGGGGUGCUGCUGCUGCUGCUGCUACUCCUGCUGCUGCUGGUGCUACUCCUGCCGCUGCUGCUGCUGCUGCUGCCACAGGUGGAGCGGGCAGUACAGCAGCGGAGUAUGGGUGGGGUAAUCCCAGGGCUUUGCAAGCCCUGAGGCAGAAGGAAACACAGAGGAGGAAACAGAGGAAGGUGGCUGCUGCUGCCGGUGCAGGUGUAGCCGGUGCAGGUGCUACUGGUGGGGGUGCAACACGUGCAGGGUAUGGUCUUACCAGUAGCAGGAGUGCCAGGGGCCGCCCCGGGCUGCAAGGGAGGGACAACUUUGUGCGCCUCAAUAUCAAUGGCAGGGGAUGCAAGAAGAGGUUCGGGAACGGUACCAAGACCAGCAGGUUCGGCAGCAGGUCCGGCGGUGGGAGUAGGUGCGGUGGGAGGUUCGGUGAGGGCAAGGGGCAAGGGCGCAAGAAGAAGGGCGCAAGGGGGGAAGGGGAGGAGGAGGAGGGGGCGACUGAGAGGGCUCGAAUGGUUGAGAGGGCUCGAAUGGUUGAGAGGGCCCAGAGGGAACCUUCAGAGAGCAAUCUGCUGUGGGUGUUGCAGCAUGUGUUUGGCUUUGAUAAGUUUCGAGAUGGACAGGUGGUGGCCAUCCAACGGUUGCUGCGAGGCCAAUCAACGCUCCUCGUGCUGCCAACUGGCGCUGGGAAGUCCCUCUGCUACCAGCUCCCAGCCUUCCUCCUUCCCGGAUUGACUCUGGUCGUCAGCCCACUAGUGGCGCUCAUGCAGGACCAGCUCGCCCACCUGCCGCCCUGCCUGCCUGGCGGCCUGCUCUCGUCCUUCCAGUCACCAGCGGAGAGCGGUGCAGUGAUAGAGAGGCUACGAAGGGGGGACGUCAGGGUGCUCUUUGUGUCUCCCGAGCGCCUGGCAGUGCCGUCCUUCCUCCGCCUGCUCUCGUGUCUGCCCCAGGGGGUGUCCCUGGUGGUGUUCGACGAGGCGCACUGCAUUUCCGAGUGGUCACACAACUUCCGCUCGGCCUACCUGCGCCUCUCCUCCAUCCUCCUCUCCAGCGGCCUGUUGGAGACGCACUCCCCAGCCGAUGCUGAAGAGGAGGCAUCAAACAGCAGGACUGCUGAUACUGCUGAUACUACUGAUACUUCUGACACUACUGAUCACGCCAGUGCCAGCGCCAGCAGCAGCACAAGCACCAUCACCCACAGGCCGUGCAUCCUCGCCAUCACCGCCACCGCCACCCGCCUCGCCACAUCAUCGCUGACCUCAGCCCUGGGAAUCCCGCCGGGCGGCGUGAUCCGGCGUGGAGUGGUGCGGCCGAACCUGCACCUAUCGGUCUCACUAACCGGAGCCAAAGGGCCUGGGGCCGGGCUUGGGCAUGGGCCUGGGCAUGGGCAUGCAGUGGGAGAGAGCAAGUGGGGGGCAGAUGUCACUCUAUCGAAGGGACCAAGGGGCGGGCCAGCAGCAGGGCAGAGCCGGCAGCGAGAGCUUGUGGAUCUGCUGAGCUCAGCACCCUUUGCUUCUGCUCGCAGCAUCAUCGUCUACUGCUCCUUCCAGUGGGAGGCUGAUGACGUGGCACGCGUUCUUCGCGACAACCGGAUUGCGGCUCGGAGCUACCACGGAGGCCUAGACGCGGGUGAGAGGACUCGAAUUCUUCAGCGCUUCACAGCCAACAAGCUGAGAGUGGUAGUGGCGACUCUGGCAUUUGGCAUGGGCUUGGACAAGGCUGACGUUGGUGCGGUUGUGCACUACUCCCUUCCUCGCAGUCCAGAGCAAUAUGUGCAGGAGAUAGGUCGUGCGGGGCGCAACGGCCAGCCAGCCUUCUGCCAUCUCUUUGUGGACCGGCCCUGCUACCUUCGCCUGCGCAGCCUUGCACACUCGGACGGCGUAUCGGAGAGUACUGUAGCUGCGUUCCUCUCUCUUGUCUUUGGCGAUUACCAGCUGCCAGCAGCACCUGAAGAAUCACCUGAGGCAGCACCUGAAGACUCGAGUGCAGCAGCAGCAGCAGCAGUGCAGAUUCCUGUGUUCCGGACCAUUCCCAAGGAGAAGACCGCUCAGUCCCUUGACAUACGGCCAGAGGUCAUGGAAACUAUACUUGUGUUCUGCGAGUCAACCCCUGCCUCUCUGCCUUCCGACCCAGCAGUACCAGAGCCCUCGGGUCCAUCGCUCGUUGCUGACUCAACCCCAAACCCAUUAGUGCCAACACCUGCUUCUCAGUUGGAACCCUCUGGUCCAUCACCUAUUGCUGACUCGGCCCAAAACGCAUCAGUUCCUUUGCCCUCCGACCCAUCGCCGAUAACCGACUCCACGCAAACGCUAUCAGUGCCAGUCCAUCCAUCACCCUCCCCCUCACUUCCCAACCCUCUAACAUCAGUAACACAACCACCACCACCACCACCACCACCACCACCACCACCGCCAUCACCCGGCCUCCCUGCAGCUGCUGCUUACUUGCGAAUGAUGCCCGAGGCCCCCGCUUCUUGCCUGCUUUCCUUCCACAAGACUCCAGUGGAGAUUCUGUCCAGGAAGGUUCCUCUUGUGAAGGCCGUUCUUGCGACCAACCCCACCCCCCGCAACGGCCGGUACACAGUUCAGCUGGCACCGAUGGCCAAUCACAUGCGCAUGCCGCUGCCCAUGCUGCUCGCGUGCUUGAGGGACCUGCAGAGGUGUGGGGAGAUCGUAUGCGAGUUCCAGGAACCUUCCCUGUGCGUGCAGCUCCUAUCUCGCCCCAGGAGUCUUUCCUCCCUCGCAGCGGCCAUCUGCCAGCGGCUCGCCGCAGUGGAGAAGUCAACUGUUGCUAAGCUUGACGCCAUGUAUUCUGUGGUACUAGCUGCGGCGCAAGUGCCAGCCGAAUCGCCAGCUGCAGACACCAUGGCUCCCCCUCUCGCUUCUGACUGGCACAAGUCACUGUCUGGGCGGCAGACAGCCCUCCUGCAUGGCUGCAUCUCAGCAUACUUUGACUCCAGGGAUGGCACUGUACCCUCGCUGCUUGCUGCUCCUGCUACUGUGCCCACUGCCAGCCAAUUUCUUCGUAGCGACAUAAAGGUGUUCCUGCGCUGCCAGCAAGCCAAUCCCGAUGCGCCACCUGUCAACGCCCGUGCCAUCGCCCGCAUUCUUCAUGGCCUUACGAGCCCUGCCUUCCCCACAUGUACAUGGUCCAAGCACCAUUUCUGGGGCCUCUAUGCAGACAUUGACUUCCACACAGUUCGGAGGAUCGCUUUAGAGGAGGUUAUUGCAUCACGGCCGCACAAACUUAGACUGCGUCCCAUGCUGAAAUAAUUGUUGAAACGCACAUUAACGUAUAAACAGCUGUUGCGUCUUGUGUGCAUGCCACGGUUUUCGCCUCAUAAAUGAGGUAAUGAGUGGGUGCACUCGUGAAUAUGAUGGUGUCUCCCUUCUUGCCCUCGCCUGAGGAGAGUCAUCGUUAGAACGUGGAGAUUUUUUUGGAGGGCACAGUAAAAAAUUGGUGUGCUCGAAACAAAACAAGGGUGGUAUUAUCCUGGUAAACAUAUGGUUUUGCUCGUUGUACCAUACAACCAAGUAUGGUGCUUGUUUAAAGUUUUUGGCACCAUUUCA
Closterium sp. NIES-67 is the source of this 6893-nucleotide messenger RNA. Lineage: Eukaryota; Viridiplantae; Streptophyta; Zygnematophyceae; Desmidiales; Closteriaceae. The record is from the annotation of a GenBank genome assembly.